AUGGCUGACCUGGAGCUUACAGAAUCCUUAUUGAAAGCAUCUGAGCUGUUUCCUGAUGUACCGAUACACCAUAUAUCCCAUGUUCUUCAGGUGUCUAAUGAUAAUUUGGAUACUGCAAUAGAACAACUUUUGAAUUACGAUUUAAUAAAGGAAAAUAUCGCAAAUUCAGCAGACCCUGAUCUCUCAGAAAAGGGGAAUAUUGGUCAUAGAGAAUACAUAUUUCCUAAGGAUGUUGGGGAAAGUUCUGCCGAGAGGGGGGAUCAGUCAAGUUACGAAACAGCUAAAGGCUUUAAAAAGGAAAACUCAGAGGGGGGAACCAAAAAAACAAUCAACAAUGAGUUGGAACUCAUUAAAUUAGAGCAAAUAAUUGAAAGAAUCGAAAUGCAGGAUUAUGUUAUGGAUUUGUUAGGUAUUGAAGAGUCAAAUCGAGAUCUUGUAGAUUGGUUUUUGGAGCAGAAUAAGUUUGACAAACUAAAUAGUAUAUGUGAUAUUAUGCUCAAUCUCAAUCCAGAACUGCCUCCUAACAGACAGUCCAGACUGAGUUUUGCUAAAACUUCAUUGAAUGAUAUAGUCCCUCGUAAUUUGUUGGCAAAGGGAUCAACUUCGAUGUCAGAUUUGAUAAAAGGUGAUCAGCAGAAUGCUCCGAUUUCACAAUUUAACCUAUAUUGGGAUGAGAUUAAGGGGUUUAUCAAGUCCAAUCCAGAACUAGAUUUACCAGAUAAAUUUUACAUGCUAUGCAUUAACUGGUUUCAGAAUGAUGUGGCUAAAGUAAUACAUCUUGCAGUUGAAUUGAAUACAUGUUUUGUGAAAUGCAAAUCAAAGAAUCCAAGGAAAAAAAGGGAUCAAAAAGUACUUGAUUGGGCUCAAGUCACUUAUGCUCUAAAUACACCGAAUCAUGGUAAAUCACACGAAAUCGAUAGCACAGAGUGGAAUGUCCUAAAGCCAUCUUUACAAGAUUUAUCUUUGAGGGCAGAUUCACCGAAAACACUGGAAAGUCUUGAACAAAAAGCCAGAAAUCUAAAGAAUGUCCGUAAUGUUACAAAUGACAAACAUCUUAAAGCCUAUUACUCCAAUUCAAUUCGAGAUACCAAACACAAAAUAAGGCAGCACAAAGAUUAUGUUCAAAUAUCAGAAGUUAGUAGUAGGGUUGAGAGAGCCAAAACCUCACAUUGCAUUGACUUCCAUGACUUAACUGUACAGAAUGCUAUGACUGCAUUGGAACAAGUGCUCACCUAUUGGUGGGACCUUGAAAUGCAUAACCGUAAUAUUUCCAAUACGAAGUUUGAGCUGGUAAAUGUUCAGCAUGUUCCGCCCUUUAAAAUUGUUACUGGAAGGGGUUUACAUAGUAGUGGCGGUAUACCGAAGAUAAAGAAUGCUACAAUUAAAUACUUGCAGUUGCACAAAUACAAGUUCGAAGAAAAUGCAUCUAGCAUUCAAGUGACUGGCAAGCGCAGAAUAUGA
Messenger RNA from Pichia kudriavzevii, 1461 nucleotides. RefSeq lists its product as uncharacterized. The transcript has a single exon. Bases 1 to 1461 code for a protein of 486 amino acids. Lineage: Eukaryota; Fungi; Ascomycota; Pichiomycetes; Pichiales; Pichiaceae. The record is from RefSeq and is a predicted model, not a curated record. Gene Ontology annotation, molecular function: ubiquitin binding.